CGUGGCAUGACAAGAUCGCGUCUCUACUGUUUUCGCGAGACUCGAGGAAAAUGCUCCGCACGCCGAUUCCUCCUUUCUCCCGAAAGAAAUCUUCAUCCCGGCAUCAGCCGUACGCGGCGGCGAUGAAGCAGCGAACAUGGCCGCACCGCUCGGACAACCCCCGCUUCUCCGCCCUCCCAUUCGACGGCUGCGGCGCCGACAACCUCGCCGCCAAGCUCGUCCGCCACCACCGGACCGACCGCGCCUCCUCCAGCCGGCACGCCUCGAAGCCGCCGCCGUCCGGGCUCAGGAGCCCCGCCUCGCGCCGGGCUCUGGCCCCACCCUCGGGAUCGCCGGAGCCCGCGCCGUCCCGGGACUUCGCGGCACUGCCGUACGACGUGCUCGCCAGGAUCGCCGUCUCGUUCUCGCAGUCGAACCUCCGGGCGGCGUCGCUGGCGUGCAGGUCGUGGAGCGAGGCGCUCCGGCCGCUGAGGGAGGCGAUGCUGCUGCUCCACUGGGGGAAGCGGUUCAAGCACGGCCGGGGCGGGGCGCGGGCGAACCCGGAGAAGGCCCUCGAGUCGUUCCUGAAGGGGGCCGUGCGCGGGUCCACGCUCGCCAUGGUCGAUGCUGGCCUGAUGUACUGGGAGAUGGGGAAGAAGGAGGCCGCCGUCGAAUUGUACAGAAAAGCCGCGUCGCUCGGUGAUCCGGCGGGGCAGUGCAAUUUGGGGAUUGCUUGCUUGCAAGUUGAACCUUCAAAACCUGAGGAAGCUAUUAAAUGGUUACAGCUAGCUUCAACGGCUGGCCAUGUCCGUGCUCAGUACCAAUUGGCACUUUGCCUGCAUCGAGGCUGUGGCCUGGAUAGUAAUUUAGUGGAAGCGGCUAGAUGGUAUCUGAAAGCUGCCGAAGGUGGUUAUGUGCGUGCUAUGUACAAUGUUGCACUUUGCUACUCAUUUGGGGAGGGUUUACACCGAAAUCGGAGACAAGCUAGAAGCUGGAUGAAGCGAGCAGCUGAUCGUGGUCACAGCAAAGCUCAAUUUGAGCACGGGCUGAGCCUUUUUUCAGCGGGUGAGAUGCUGAAAGCUGUUGUAUACUUGGAACUUGCUACUCGGGCUGGCGAAAGAGCAGCAGCUCACCUGAAGAAUGUAAUUCUCCAACAGCUGUCAGCACCAUCACGUGAUCGUGUGAUGCUUCUUGCUGACAAUUGGCGUGCUUUGCCUUCAUCUCGCUGAGGAAUUUUUGUGAAUGACGAUUGUUGAAGCUUGAAACUAGCAAAUCCGGUCCUCCAUCCGAAUGUUCGAUCCGGCUACACAUAGGAGUCUUGCAAGUUUGGCCUCCUCCUGAAAUCGAUCAUGAAUCCGGUUGUUUGUUGAAUAAACAGAGCCUAUUCAAUGGCGAGCGGAGUUAUGGCCUAACACAUCCUGUGCCAAGCAGAGCUGUGGAUGGGAACCACCAGGAAUUGCUGUAAUUCCACUACCCAAUCAGGAAGUGUUCAUCA
Molecule: messenger RNA, 1474 nt
Organism: Syzygium oleosum
Lineage: Eukaryota; Viridiplantae; Streptophyta; Magnoliopsida; Myrtales; Myrtaceae
Product: F-box protein At1g70590
Exons: 5
Coding region: 51-1208 (385 amino acids)
Molecular function (GO): protein binding
Source: RefSeq, a predicted model, not a curated record